Messenger RNA from Parathielavia appendiculata, 2526 nucleotides. RefSeq names its product Pkinase-domain-containing protein. Gene Ontology annotation, biological process: intracellular signal transduction; peptidyl-serine phosphorylation. The record is from RefSeq and is a predicted model, not a curated record. Lineage: Eukaryota; Fungi; Ascomycota; Sordariomycetes; Sordariales; Chaetomiaceae. The transcript is spliced from 2 exons. The coding region runs from base 1 to 2526 and encodes 841 amino acids. Gene Ontology annotation, molecular function: protein serine/threonine kinase activity; ATP binding.
AUGAAUGCCGACCUCAGCCUCUCCCAAGCGCUCGGCGGCCUGCGCAUCGCCAAUCCUGACGACUCACCGAACCUCUCUCCCGACCCGUCGACUGCCCCGGAUGAUGGGCAGACAAACCAGUCCAGUACUGUGGCUGCAGCUAGGGAGAACCACAGUCUCCAGACUCCCCAAGAUGUUGAGCCCCAAUCAGCCGAUUGGGAAUCUCCUCACCGGCAACCCCACUCAUACGAAACAGCCGCCGCGAUUUUGAAGCACGCCCAGAAUAACUUGAAUGCGCAAGGUGUGGUAACUUCGACCGGCUUUGGCGACGACCCCCGCGUUGCAGGGCAAUAUGACGCGUAUUCGUCGGCAAACGGGGGUCAGCCGCCGGCCUUGUUGCAUGGCCAAAGUCGGCUAAGCGAGCAUGACCAGGGAGGGCCGUAUGCGGGCUUGAGAGACGAGCUGUCACGGUCGUCCGUGUACGGAAGGAGGAGCGACCCAAGAUUCGACCCGCCGAGUGCAUCACAAAUUCCGUCGCGUGAGCCGAGCCGGUCGCACCACUCAGGCCGGCCGGGCCUUGCCCAGCUAGGGAACGGCCAGAACGGCAUGCCGCCGCCCAGGAGAAGCUCGAAGGCGGCAGGGGGAGGAUAUGCCUCAAUCCCGGGCAUUCCGCAAGCGCCGUCCGGCAGCUAUGGGCCAGAGGCGCCAAUGCUCACAAGCAGCGAGGAGUGGAAGGACCGGGGCGCGGCAGUAAGCAUCAAAAGAGAGGUAGAUGCUGAAGGUAGGACAAUCAUAAAGUCGGUCAAGAAGGGGGUCCGGGACUUCUCGUUUGGGAGGGUGCUGGGCGAGGGUUCCUACAGCACCGUCUUUCUUGCCACGGAUCGCCAGACCCUCCGCGAGUAUGCCGUCAAGGUGCUUGAGAAGAAGCACAUCAUCAAGGAGAAGAAGAUCAAAUACGUCAACAUCGAGAAAAACACGCUCAAUCGCCUCACCGACCAUCCCGGUAUCGUCCGGCUCUAUUACACUUUCCAGGACGAGUCGUCACUCUAUUACGUCCUGGAUCUCUGCAACAACGGCGAGUUGCUAGGCGUCUUGAAGAAGACCGUGACCUUCGACAUUGAGUGCACGAGAUUCUAUGGAGCGCAGAUCUUAGACGCUAUCGCGUACAUGCACUCGAGAGGCGUCAUCCACCGGGAUUUGAAACCCGAGAACGUGCUGCUGGACGACCAGAUGCACAUCAAGAUCACCGACUUUGGCACUGCCAAGUUGCUGCCAGACCCACGGGAGCCAAGGCCGCCAGAAAACCGAUCAGGACAGGACGGCUCGCAGGACGACAAGAGCAACGCUUCUUUUGUUGGCACGGCAGAGUAUGUGAGCCCGGAGUUGUUGACGGACAAGGCGGUGGGCAAGCCGAGCGAUUUAUGGGCCUUCGGCUGCAUCAUCUACCAACUCCUCGCCGGCCGGCCUCCUUUCAAAGCCGCAACAGAGUACCUUACCUUCCAGAAGAUUGUUGGUCUGGACUAUGAGUUUCCUGCAGGCUUUCCUCCUGCUGCGCGGGAUCUCGUCGAGCGGUGCUUGGUGCUGGAUCCGGCUCGGCGCCUGACGGUGGAGCACAUCAAGAACCACGAGUUCUUUGACGGGCAGCCGUUUGGAAAGGAACUGUGGCGAAUGAAAGCGCCUCGCCUGCGUCCAUACGUCCCUCCGGCACAGGAGCCUCACAUCAUCCAGUUGAACGGCGCAGGAUCCAGCCCGCCGAAGCCCCCUACAUCUCGCGGGCAACAUGUGCCGCAAAAUGGCUCGCGACCGGCCAGGAUCAUCACGGAACUGCCCCCGCCGACGCAGCUGGACAUCGAAUGGUCUCCCGUGCUGACUCGGAACAACGAGAGGAUCUUGAAGCUCGGCGACCUGAUGGUAAUAUCGUCGCCGAUCCCCAACAGCCCGCACGGGCGAGGCGAGGGCGACGGACACAAGAAAUUGGCGCGCUUCUUUGGCGGGAACACCACCAAGAAGAGGCAGCGUCUCGUCAUGGUGACGUCGAGCGGACGCAUUGUGUUGGCCCCGGCCGGGGGCGAGGAGAAGCGCGCCAAGCAGGAGAUAUCGCUGCUGGCGCCGGAUUGCGUGUGGAAGACCCUGAUUGACGCCAAGGGUCAGACUGUGUGGUGCGUCGAUACGAAUGGCGUACACUACACCUUUGAAGAACCCAAGUCCUCGCGCGAAAACAGCGACGCAAAGUUCUCGGUGGAUGACUGGAUCGAGUCGCUGGAGCGGGCUAAGGAGCUCGCCAUCUCGCAGAACAUGAUUGGCUCGUACCAGGGCGAGAACGGAUUCGGUGUUGACAUGUCAUCGGCCAUGUCGAGCCCGGCGAGCACGAUGGGAGGAAGGGUGCCGAAUUUUGGAGGAGGGGUAGAGGGUUACAGCAUCAGCGACAGGUCGGGGCGCAACCAGCUUAACAAGAGCCAGGUCAGCCUUGAAGGUGGGGAUGUCAACGUCAAGCGGAAUCGGUUCAGUAAACGGCAGUCAAAGAAUGGGCUGGGGGCGGCUUUCUGA